Coffea eugenioides is the source of this 1216-nucleotide messenger RNA. RefSeq names its product phosphomannomutase. Gene Ontology annotation, biological process: protein N-linked glycosylation; mannose metabolic process; GDP-mannose biosynthetic process. The transcript is spliced from 12 exons. Gene Ontology annotation, molecular function: phosphomannomutase activity. Bases 213 to 971 code for a protein of 252 amino acids. The record is from RefSeq and is a predicted model, not a curated record. NCBI's taxonomy places the organism in Eukaryota, Viridiplantae, Streptophyta, Magnoliopsida, Gentianales, Rubiaceae. Gene Ontology annotation, cellular component: cytosol.
CAACCUUUGAGUUUAAAUAACGUUACUCCUCUUCUGCACAGAUCCCACGUUCUUCAGCUCUCAAGUCCCAACCUUCAGCUGUAUAUAUACCGAACUCUCCUUGCUGAAGAAUCCAACGUCCCCUCUCGGAGCCAUUAUUUUUGUCACAAAGAAGUUAAUAACAACACAAAAAAGCCCUCAUUCGUCACCAAUCUCCACCUUUUUUACAGAGAAUGGCUGGGAUCAAACCUGGUGUGCUAGCUCUGUUUGAUGUGGAUGGCACCCUUACCGCCCCGCGAAAGGCGGCUACUCCUGAAAUGUUACAAUUCAUGCAGAGAUUGAGGAAGGUUGUGGCUGUUGGUGUUGUUGGGGGUUCUGAUCUCGUUAAGAUAUCAGAACAGCUUGGAAAGACAGUUAUAACUGAUUACGAUUAUGUUUUUUCCGAGAAUGGCCUGGUGGCUUAUAAGGGAGGAAAGCUGAUUGGAACACAGAGUUUGAAGUCAUUUCUUGGUGAAGAAAAGCUGAAGGAGUUUAUUAACUUCACACUCCAUUAUAUUGCUGAUUUGGACAUCCCAAUAAAAAGGGGUACAUUCAUUGAGUUUCGAAGUGGUAUGCUUAAUGUGUCCCCAAUUGGGAGGAAUUGUAGUCAGGAAGAAAGAGAUGAGUUUGAAAAAUAUGACAAGGUUCACAAUAUACGUCCAAAGAUGGUCUCAGUGCUAAGGGAGAAAUUUGCACAUCUUAACCUUACCUUUUCAAUUGGAGGACAAAUUAGUUUUGAUGUUUUCCCUCAAGGAUGGGACAAGACAUAUUGUUUGAGAUACGUUGAUGAGUUUCCGGAGAUUCACUUCUUUGGUGACAAGACAUACAAGGGCGGAAAUGAUUCCGAGAUCUAUGAAUCUGAGAGAACCGUGGGACACACAGUUACUAGCCCGGAUGAUACAGUAAAGCUGUGUUCAAGUCUUUUCCUGGGCAAGGAGGAUGCAGAUUCUUGACCAUGUUGCAUACUCUUGGCUUUUCAAUUGUUUCUAGUCAUUUAUAAAGUGGUCUUAAGUUCUGAAACUUUCCAUCUACGCUGUAUUAUCAUUCUUAUGUAUGUUCAAGUUGUAAAAUUUUGCCUUGUAAUCUGUGGAUUUAGUAAAAAUUCCUUUCAAACAAUAACCUUUUGCUAAACAGUGUAUUUAUUCUGUUCUAUGUAAUGAAGAAUAAGAGGCAGAAAGACCAAGGCCUUUUUCUAGCA